Acomys russatus (golden spiny mouse) is the source of this 1924-nucleotide messenger RNA. It is a transcript of the gene Ldb1, whose product is annotated as LIM domain binding 1. The record is from RefSeq and is a predicted model, not a curated record. The transcript is spliced from 11 exons. NCBI's taxonomy places the organism in Eukaryota, Metazoa, Chordata, Mammalia, Rodentia, Muridae. Gene Ontology annotation, molecular function: LIM domain binding. Gene Ontology annotation, cellular component: transcription regulator complex; nucleus. The coding region runs from base 289 to 1524 and encodes 411 amino acids. Gene Ontology annotation, biological process: negative regulation of transcription by RNA polymerase II; positive regulation of transcription by RNA polymerase II; nervous system development.
GCACAGACACGCACACGCGCACACACGGACACACACUCCGGGGACGCACACCCGCGCGUACACACGCAGAGGCAGCUCGCCUUCCUGCCUGGCUUCCUUCCUGUCUGCUCCGUGCCUGACAGGCCCCUAGCUGCAGGCAGGGGCUGCCCGCAGCGGGCAGAGGCCGGGCCGGGCCGGCGGCGAGGGCAUCGGGGGCCGCGGGCGGCGGCAGCGGCUCAUGCCCGGCCUGUCCCUGCGAGGGGCGGGCACCGUGACUCGGCUGGGCCCCCAGCGGCGGGCGAUGUGAAGAUGUCAGUGGGCUGUGCCUGUCCUGGUUGUUCCUCAAAGUCAUUCAAGCUGUACUCACCGAAGGAGCCCCCGAACGGCAACGCCUUCCCUCCCUUUCAUCCCGGCACCAUGCUGGACCGGGAUGUGGGCCCAACUCCCAUGUACCCACCUACGUACCUGGAACCUGGGAUAGGGAGGCAUACACCGUACGGUAACCAAACUGACUAUAGGAUAUUUGAGCUUAACAAACGGCUACAGAACUGGACGGAGGAGUGCGACAAUCUCUGGUGGGACGCGUUCACGACUGAGUUCUUUGAGGAUGAUGCCAUGUUGACCAUCACUUUCUGCCUGGAGGAUGGACCAAAGAGAUACACCAUUGGCCGGACCCUGAUCCCACGCUACUUCCGCAGCAUUUUUGAGGGGGGUGCCACGGAGCUGUACUAUGUACUUAAGCAUCCCAAGGAGGCAUUCCACAGCAACUUUGUGUCCCUCGACUGUGACCAGGGCAGCAUGGUGACCCAGCACGGCAAACCCAUGUUCACCCAGGUGUGUGUGGAGGGCCGGUUGUACCUGGAGUUCAUGUUCGACGACAUGAUGCGGAUAAAGACGUGGCACUUCAGCAUCCGGCAGCACAGAGAGCUCAUCCCCAGGAGCAUCCUGGCCAUGCAUGCCCAGGACCCCCAGAUGCUGGAUCAGCUCUCCAAAAAUAUCACCCGGUGUGGGCUGUCCAACUCCACUCUCAACUACCUCCGACUCUGUGUGAUACUCGAGCCCAUGCAGGAACUCAUGUCUCGCCACAAGACCUACAGCCUCAGCCCCCGAGACUGCCUCAAGACCUGCCUUUUCCAGAAGUGGCAGCGCAUGGUAGCGCCUCCCGCGGAGCCUGCACGACAGCAGCCCAGCAAAAGGAGGAAACGGAAGAUGUCAGGGGGGAGCACCAUGAGCUCGGGGGGUGGCAACACCAACAACAGCAACAGCAAGAAGAAGAGCCCAGCCAGCACCUUCGCUCUCUCCAGCCAGGUACCUGAUGUGAUGGUGGUGGGGGAGCCCACCCUGAUGGGCGGGGAGUUCGGGGACGAGGACGAGAGGCUCAUCACUCGGCUGGAGAACACCCAGUUUGACGCGGCCAACGGCAUUGACGACGAGGACAGCUUUAACAACUCCCCUGCACUGGGCGCCAACAGCCCCUGGAACAGCAAGCCUCCAUCCAGCCAAGAAAGCAAAUCGGAGAACCCCACAUCACAGGCUUCCCAGUAAAGGCCUGCCAUGGCCGCCCAGCGCUCCGCCUGCCCCACCCCUCGCAGCCCCAGGGAGCGGAAGACAGAAGGAAGAGACUGAGCAUCUGAAAUGGGCAACCUCCGUCCACCCGCUUCAGGGAGGAACUGGACUCACUGGGGGCAGGUGCCAAGAUUUGCCCCUCAGUUGCCCUGGGCUGGGCCUGGCCCCUGCAGAGCCUUUUGGGGGAAGGGGGUACUCAUGUGGAUGCCUAUGUGGACCCUGGGCCUCUGAGAAAUGCCCUGACCCUCCUCUCCCCAGGGCAUUUGCCCCCAUUCUCACCCCAGGUCUGGGUGCCCCAUCUUCCUGAUUUACCCCUUUGAGCCUGGAGUUUAUACCCACAGCCCUUAGGGGCAUCAAGUUUGGGCCGUGGUUGAAUGCC